AGGUGGCUUAAACUGAAUGGUUCACACUUCGUUGUGAUUAAAUAUACGAGUAAAACAUAAGUCGUCUAACCACAUUUCAUUUAGUAGAGCUCUUGUAACUACACGCCUUAUUGUAAAAUGUAGUGUGUCGCUCUGUACGGAUUAUUAAAAUAAAAUUUUAUUAAUUUAAAAAUGUCAAUCGAUGGUGUGCAAGUAUUGAGUGGUUGCGAGGACCACAACGGUGAGAAAAACGGCUGUCAUUCGACCUCACACGGCUACUCUUUGUCACACGGUUAUCACCAUCCACACAGAAAGGUGUACGAUAAUGAAGAGGAAUAUCUACAAAACGAUUCAAAUGACAAUUUGGAUUCUGUUAGAUAUCCUGAUGGCUCGGUUCGCCUUCGCAACCCGAACAUCGAACUCAUGGAUCAGGAUAUAUUGUACCAUCUGGCCCUGGGAAGUGGUUCCCAUGAUCUCGUAGAGAUGUUUGGGGAUGUUAAGUUCGUAUGUAUGGGUGGUACUCCAAAGCGUAUGGAACAAUUCGCUUAUAACAUUAUGGCAGAAAUCGGACACAAGUUGCCCUGUGGAACCACUCUUCAAGAUAUAAGCCAAUUUUCGUAUCGUUACUCUAUGUACAAAGUUGGGCCUGUACUGUCUAUAAGUCAUGGAAUGGGUAUCCCGUCCGUGGGUAUUCUCCUCCACGAGGUGAUAAAGCUGAUGUACCAUGCGAAGGUCCGUGACCCGGUGUUCUUUAGGAUAGGCACCUGUGGGGGUAUCGGCAAUGAGGGGGGGACUGUCGUUAUAUCGGAGGAAGUGGUGGAUGGAGCACUGCGGAAUGUUCUUGAAGUGAUGGUGCUCGGCAAAACACUUCAAAGGCCAGCCAAAUUAGAUAGAAGAUUGGCGAGGGAGCUUAAAGCCUUGGCGGAUCCCGAAGACCCUUACGAUACAGUCACUGGCAAAACCAUGUGUACUUAUGAUUUCUAUGAAGGCCAGGGUCGUUUAGACGGUGCAUUCUGUGAUUUCACUGAGGCGGACAAGAUGGAAUACCUUGAAAGGGUCCACAAAUCUGGGGUCGUGAAUAUUGAAAUGGAGUCGCUCGCUUUUGCGGCGCUCACUCACCACGCUGGUAUAAAAGCGGCUGUUAUUUGUGUCACGCUGCUUGAUAGACUGAAGGGAGAUCAGGUCUUAGCGCCUAAAGAAGUUCUGGACGAGUGGCAGCAGCGUCCUACGAAACUUGUCUCUCGUUACAUCAAACGAUAUUUGCAAAUGAAAGGUCGCCUUUCUUUAGACGGCCACGGUUCAGUCGCUGUGAAGAGCCCACGACGAUUUAAACUUGUUCAGCAGGAGUCUGAAACUUACGAUUAAAUUAUUUGUCUUGACUCAAAACAUGGAACUAUAAAUGAAUAUUUGUACGUUCAAUGACGAGUUAUUUUAUCAAUGAAGAUGACGUUAGAAAGGCUAGAUUUUACCUACACAGUAUGAAAAUUAGCAUGUGUUUGGGCACUUUAGGUCUGUAUUAAGCAGAUUAUUAAAGUAUUAGAAAUGUCUGUCAUUUGGUUAAUAUUGCACCGAAAAAUUUUACUCGUAUGUUUUGCAUGUAUUGAAUUUAAAUGAUUUGAUGCGAAACGUUAUAUAACGUGUUAAGUUAUGGGUACAAAAUCAAAAUGAUAAUGAAAUGUUUGUGUACUGCCAUUAUUAUCAUAUUCCUUCUAUUACUAUAAGACCCUGUUCUUUUUUCUAUAAGAUUCACGUAUCUCUUACAACUUAUAUUACACACAGUACAUUGUUUGAUUAAACACGUAUAAUUUAAUAUUGGUGGACUUACUGACUUCGAUCAACGAACUGAUUGAUGCCUAUCGCAAAAAACUGUAAAUUAAUAGAAAACUUAUUAUGUAUAAUAGAUGUUGCCGUUUUAUUAUACCGCCGUUACGGAAAAUAUGUAGAUUGCAUUUUAUCAGUGUUGUAUUUUAUAUAAAUAUUAUAGGUAUUUUACUUGGCAUUUUGAAUUUUUUAUCUGAAGUGUUUAUUGAUGGUAAUGAGUUGAAAAGUGAAAUAUACAUAAGUUACUGUUAGAUUAAAAUUACAUAGUAGCGAGAUUGCACUUGUAUUUCUUUUGAUGAAAUUUUAUUGUUGUUUAUAACAGUUUGAAUACGUAUUUUUCUGUGCGUUUAUUGUAGAUUUGUUAUUUCCUAUUAUUAUUAGUAUUUUAUACCAACAUUGAUAUAAAAACAUAUCUCUAUUUCUAACCGAGUUCUAUUCUACUUGAGCAUUUUAUUAUAAAUGUCUUUGACCAAAUACAUUUUUAUGAAUAAGAAAAUUGUGACAGUUAAAGGCUACAACUUGAUAUUUGUUUCCUGCACUGGUUUUAAAUGUAGAUUGCCUAGACACGAUCUACUUAAAAAUUAUUGGAAAUAUUCUGUAUGUACCUAUCUACCCUUAACCGUAUUGUAUAUUUUAUAAAAUUUUCUAUCGUUUUAUUACCACAAUACAAAAUGAUGUUUUAAAACA
Molecule: messenger RNA, 2487 nt
Organism: Zerene cesonia (dogface butterfly)
Lineage: Eukaryota; Metazoa; Arthropoda; Insecta; Lepidoptera; Pieridae
Product: uridine phosphorylase 1-like
Exons: 9
Coding region: 172-1344 (390 amino acids)
Biological process (GO): uridine catabolic process; nucleotide catabolic process
Cellular component (GO): cytoplasm; cytosol
Molecular function (GO): uridine phosphorylase activity
Source: RefSeq, a predicted model, not a curated record